AUGGACGUGCAUUUUUUUGCAAUAAUUUCUUUAUUGUCGGCCAUUUCUGGAGCGAAUAUUAUUUCAGAAUUGAUCGUGGACUAUUUUAGUAAUCAGAAUAUUAAGUCCGUUUGCCUUCUGAACUGUGCGAGUGAAAUAUGGGCAAAGAAUUUGGGAAAAACACUAAUGAAUAUGUCCAUUGGCUUUUCAUUGCUUGAUCUGGCCAAGAAAACCGACUACAGUGCUUUAGACAAAUGCUUGAGAUACACUAGUUGGUCGCUUGGGAUUGUUUUAGAUGUUUCUUGUGAAGGAACUGAUGAUGUUCUUAAUUUUGCAUCAAACAACAGACAUUUCGCCGCAAAUAAAAAAUGGCUAAUCAUUGAAUGUAAAAAUGCUAUUGAUUACCCGAGACAAGAAGGAUUAUAUUUAAAUAAAAACGAAACUAUCAUUGAGACUAUUAGUUACAAUAAUGCACUCAAGAAUGGAACUGCGCUCGUGUCUGAUGCUAGAAUAAUGAAGACCCUUGAAACCCUAAAUUUGAGUAUAGACGCCGAUAUCAAAGUAGCUUUACAGAAAGGUGCUGUAGAUUUUGUUUUAUACGACGUUUUCAAUUAUGGAAAAAUUCAAGGUGGCAGUUUAAUCGUCAAAGAAAUUGGGAUGUGGAACAGUGCAGGUGUUUUCUCAAGUUUAAAUAAAUUCAAAUACUACGAUCGUUGGGACUUCAACGAAAUGGCGUUAAGAAUGAUUCUUGUUAUUUCACCUCCACCUCGGAAAUUUGAUCCGAAAUCUUUGAAAUUACAAGACACUACGCCGACGCCAGGCGUAGUGACCGUCUUGAAGAUAUCUUCAAUAGUCGUACACGAAAUUGCCGAACUACAUAACUUCAGAUUUAAUUACACAAUCACCGAUCGAUGGAUAGGAACUUUUGAGAAGAACAGCAGUAGGGUUGUGGCGAAUUCGCUUUAUUUUAGAGAACAAGAUAUUUCACCUAUAAUUCGGUAUUUGGCUUAUCUAAGCGACAAAUUAGAAGUAAUUCAUCCUCCUAUUACUUCUAUAGAGACUAGAUACUACUACCGCAUCCCAACAAAAGGUCCAGGGAAAUUGGAGAACCAGUUUUUGAGACCUCUAAGCAACGGGGCGUGGUUGUGCUUCAUAGCGGUCUCUACACUUUGUGCAAUAUUAUUAAUUAUGUCGGCUAUUGUGGAGCAACGUCCAUCAAUGGUUCAGUAUGCGGUAUUUUCGGUUAUAGCUUCAGUAUGCCAGCAGUUUUUUCAAGACACGGACGAUGUUGAAGGUCGAAGAAUCUCUGGAGCUCGUAAACUUAUUAUCCUAGUCACCGGUAUGUCCUGCGUGCUUGUCUACAACUUCUACACCAGUAGCGUGGUUAGCUGGCUCCUCAACGGGCCACCACCUUCCAUAAACUCUCUGAGAGAACUAUUGGAAAGCCCGCUUGAGCUUAUUUACGAGGAUGUCGGAUACACUAAGUCUUGGCUACAGAACCCAAUGUAUUAUUACAACAAACGUAACGCCAAAAUCGAAGACGAAAUACGUCAGAAGAAAGUUUUCAACAAGAAAAAAGGGGCUCCCUUGCUGAAAUCUGUUAAGGAAGGGAUUGCUAUGGUGAAAGCGGGAGGGUACGCAUACCACACAGAAGUGAACAGCGCCAACGAUCUUAUAUCAAAGACGUUUACACAGACUGAGCUCUGUGAAUUGGGGUCUUUACAGUCAAUAGAAAAAACCAACGUUUAUGCAUGUGUACAGAAGCAAAGCCCUUACAAGAAGUUCUUCGAUUGGAGCCUAAUGAGACUACAGGAACGUGGCAUUAUAGAUUGUGUCACAAAGAGAAUGGAAUCUAAACACGUGACGUGCGCUGGAAGCUCCCCACGAGCCCUGGCCCUGGGAGGAGCUGCACCAGCUUUUAUGCUGCUUGCUUUUGGAUAUAUUUUGGCGACAAUCAUCAUGUUUGUGGAAAGAAUCAUUUUCAAAAUGAAGUACAGAAACGAAAAAAUA
Molecule: messenger RNA, 1989 nt
Organism: Bombyx mandarina (wild silkworm)
Lineage: Eukaryota; Metazoa; Arthropoda; Insecta; Lepidoptera; Bombycidae
Product: ionotropic receptor 75a-like
Source: RefSeq, a predicted model, not a curated record